CUGAUUUACUGCAACUGGUGGAGUUUUUGUUCGUUUUAAAACAUGUACCAAGACUAACACCGCAUCCACAGAAUCCCUGCCAAACUCACAGGAAACGGCUAUAGGGAUUUAGUGAUAUGUAAUUGUGGCUUUGUGAAGCAUAAAUAGCCAUUAAGCCUAUAAGGGCUGAGUUGUAGUUACCCCAUACGGUUUUAUCUUAUGUAAUGGAUUUUAAAUAUACUUUUCUUACACUUGACGUUUAAAUGAGAUUAACUGUAAAACAUGAUGACAUUAUUUCGCUUUGACCACACUUUGUUGACCACACUUGUUAGAAGUUUCCGUUGUUUUUUUUUUUUUUUUUUUCACUUUUAUUUUUAUGGUUUCUUGCAAAAGUGGCUGUUAUUCUACAGCAGCUGCUGAGACUACGUGCCUGGAAAUUUUGGGAAAAGCAGGAAUGAGUGCGGGGAAAAGUUUGAGGGGGAGACGGUGAACUUCCUCUGUGCGCUGCCACGUCUGAGCCCCGGUCUCCAGCUCCACUUCCUCGGAAGCUCUGCUGCCUGGAAAGCCCACGAAGGAAAGACACGCAAUUAACGGUCUAACAUGCUGCCCAGACUCCUGUCCUCCUCCUUCUGUCUUCUAAUUUCUCUCCAAGUUCUCCUGCUACAAGGCAGCGACACUAAUUCAUCCAAAAAACCUGCUGCCCCAGCCAGCCCCUCACCUCAUCUGCCUCCUUCUCUGGGUGACCCAAGCUGGGCUCUGGGUCUGCGCCUGUACAAGGCCAUCCGCUCUGAUUCAAGCUUGGUCAACACCAUCUUCUCCCCUCUCCUCUUGGCCUCCUCGUUUGGAGCAUUGGGUGAAGGCUCUGUGGGUAAAACUGCCACCCAGAUCCAGAAUCUCCUCACAUACCCAUCCCCCUCUAAGAAGGCGGUUGAAGGAGUCGGAGAGCUUCUGUCUGGGUCGCUGAAGAGUUUCACAGAAGCUAACGGAACCAGCUUUCAGCUCCACACAUCUUCAGCACUGUUCACCAAGCAGGCCCCUGCAGUCAGCCAGACAUUUAAAAAGAAAAGCCAGACCAAGUUUGGGGUGUUGCACCAGACGCUGGGGAAAGGAGACUCAAAGGCUGACCUGAAGCAGCUCCGUGAUUGGGCUAAGGAUGGCCUCCGUGGGCUGGAAGGUGCUCGAUUGGAGGCAGAAAUCAAGGCUAAAGCAGGAGCCCUGAUCCUGGGAAAUGUCCUGCGCUUCAAAGGACUGUGGGAGAGACAGUUCAGUGAGGAGACUAUAGAUCGGCGUAUCUUCUUGGGGACAAAAUACACCAAAGUGGUGAUGAUGCACAGAGCAGGUUUGUACCGUUUUUAUGAAGACACUGACAACAUGGUACAAGUUCUGGAGGCACCUCUGUGGGGAGGCAAGGCCAGCUUUGUGCUCCUGCUGCCCUUUCAUGUAGAAAGUCUGGCUAGGUUAGACAAGCUGCUGACCCUGGAGCUGUUGUCAAAGUGGCUGGAGAAGACCAGUGUUACCAGUGUGGCCAUCUCAAUUCCCAAGGCGAACAUCAGCAGCACAUUCAGUCUACAGAAACAGUUGUCCUCUCUGGGCUUGACCGAUGCCUGGGACCAGAAGGUGGCCGACUUUUCUGGGGUGUCAGAGAAGGGCAAAGGGAAGCUUCAUCUUGCUGGUGUCCUUCACUGGGCUUCCCUGGAGCUGGCUGCUCAGGCUGGAAAAGAGGAAGCAAAACUGGAGGAAGAGAACAUAGCAGGGCCCAAGCUUUUCUACGCCGAUCACCCGUUCAUUAUCUGUGUUAGAGACAACACCACCGGAGCCCUGCUGCUUAUAGGAGCUCUAGAGCACGUAGAGGGAGAGGCCUUUCAUGAUGAAUUGUAGACUCUCUCCUCACUUUGUGUCUUUUCUUGUCUCUUCUCCUUUACACAUCCCUCUCAGAGUCUCCUCGUUGGUUUCUAAAUGGAGACAUUGUCAUUCACUGUAGCACGCUAUCACAGCAGUCUAUGCCUGGCUGUCAAACACUGACACUGCAAAGUUUUACUCCGACUGACACGACACUGCCGUACCUGACACUUACACAGAGCAACACCUACACCGCAUGUAUAAAUGAUAAUACUGUACCAGACAUUACUGAAGCUGACGGAUGCAGCAAAAGCUUGAUGGAGUUUCUGUUCCUACAGGAGCGCCCACUCACACAUACACGCACAUUCAAGGACUCAAUGAUCAAGUCAACACAAACCGACAAGCAAGAGCGCACUGACAAACGCUAGCGAGCCGACAAGCAGAAGCGGUUAAACACAACGUCCAGCAGCCUCAACAGAGAAGCUCGCAUUGACAUCUCCCUGGCAAACAUAUACCAAGCCAGGUGUGUGUGUUGACCGACAGAUUGAGGGUGACCGUGUGGCCACUCUCUGAGCUGCCAAGGACCUGUGGUGGGGUCCCCUGGGCUGCAUCUGAGGAAGAAUGAUGGAUCGGCCAAGUGCUUAUUGAUGAGCCAGCUUGAUGCUAAUGACUAUAAUGCGUUAGAGCGCUUGUCAACAGCGCGGAGAGGACGGGAAACCUUUUAAUCUCCUAAUGCCAUCAGUGAUCAGCGACACCAUUCUCUUAGAAACAAACAUGACUGACACUGUUUGAUUACAACGCAACAACUUUAUCUUUAGAAUAAUUACAGGAGGUUGAAGAUUUAUUGAUUAGGCCAUUUUUUAUGUUAAAUAAUCCUGUUUGCUUUUUAAUAUCACGAUCUUCCCUAAUGAUCAAUCAAUCAUUAGGACUGACACAGCUCCAUCCUUCUGACAGCACAGAUGUAGGAUUAAACAGGAUGCUAUUUGUAUUUUUUUUUUUUUUUACUUGUACCAGGAGAAGAAUUGGCUACCACUGAGCUGUGAAAGUGCAUGAGAGUAGAUUUAAAGCCCUGAACAAGCAUUAGUUACUGAGUUUCACUGGCAAUACAUGACAGACUUGGAGUGCAGAGGAAGUGUAGCAUCAACAUUGUCAACAAAUUCG
This is a messenger RNA of Melanotaenia boesemani (Boeseman's rainbowfish), 2979 nucleotides long. RefSeq names its product serine (or cysteine) peptidase inhibitor, clade H, member 2 (gene serpinh2). The transcript is spliced from 5 exons. The record is from RefSeq and is a predicted model, not a curated record. Bases 580 to 1857 code for a protein of 425 amino acids. Gene Ontology annotation, cellular component: endoplasmic reticulum. Gene Ontology annotation, biological process: negative regulation of endopeptidase activity; collagen fibril organization. Gene Ontology annotation, molecular function: serine-type endopeptidase inhibitor activity. NCBI's taxonomy places the organism in Eukaryota, Metazoa, Chordata, Actinopteri, Atheriniformes, Melanotaeniidae.